AAAAGUCUAAACUCUUUGAUUUUUAAGACCUGUAAUAAAAAUUGAACUGAAUUUAGAAAAGGAAUAUUGCAUUAUAAACAAAACAAUAAAGUUCAAAGGAGUCUGCAAUAAAGGUGUCCCCUACAUCUUUGAUGUGACCAGACCCCUACUGCUUUAUAACUUGCUGUGUAUUCCAGUUUAGGUAAAUACUCAAGUUAUCUUGUACAGGUGAUAAGUGCCUGAAGGACUCAGUUGAAACUGUGGGAAAAUUUAAUUAGCCAAUCAAAAGGUAAUUAGCAAUCUGCAACUUUUAAUUAACCAAUGAAAUAGCUUGAAAAAUGAGGAGGAGGAUAUGAAUGAAAUGAAGUAUUUAAAGCAACUAAAAAAAAAACUAGUCACAGUCUUCAGAAAACCACCUAGUUUAGUACUCAAACAUUCUUGCAAUAUGAAUUCAGCAGAACUCAUUGGUGCCUCCAUGUUUCCAGAAUAUAUGAAUAUGUCAGAAAGUGAUUCAUAUGAUUCAUCUGAAAAUGACCACAGUUCGUUCCAGUCAAGUCCAGCAAAUAACAACAUACAAGAGCAACUUCCCCCAUUGGUGAAUCCAAGACCAAGACCAGUUAAUUAUAACCAACAAGACAGCUUUUAUGCAAUAGAUCAACAAAGGUAUUACCAUGGUCAAAGGGAUUACAUUGAAAGACAGAGGUAUCAUUCACCUAUCCAGAACCAAUGGUACCAGACACCAGUGCCUCAGAGACAGUAUCCUACACACCGGUACCCUGUUCACCAGCAUCCCAUACAACAGUUUUCCCCAUUGCAGCCAUUAGAUUUUAACCGGGAUACCCAAACAGACGAAGAACCCAUUAGAAAGCAUCAAAAGUUUAUGUUUACAAAGCAAACUGAAUUGUGUAUGUCCUCUGUAAUUGCCAUAGAGAAAGAUGCCUCACCAAAUUCCAAAAAGAAAAUAAGAUUGGAGAAAAACAAAUUGAAUAAUGCAAUAAGGAAAGUUGUGGAAGAUAGCGACUUACGUACAGUCAAAGGAGAGGCUUUUAAUACAUGCUUUGAAAUGUUGAAGAAAUACAUCCCAAAUCUGAACAGAGAUCCUGCCUUAGUAAGACACGUUAGAAUUCACUUAAGGAAAAAUAUGAAUUACAGAUUACACAAGGAGACUGUGCCUGACAAUAAACCAAAACCUCAGAGCAACAGGAUGCCUACAGACUAUUUAGAAUUUGACACGACUGCUGGUAUACCCAACUUUUUGCAGUGUGGAUCUGAAGUCUGCCUUAAUUACCAAGGCUAUCCUGUUGGGAAAGCGAAAGUUGUGUCGUAUCCAGCCAGUGUUGAAGGCAUGACGGAAACAGAACGGAAAGAAUUUGUGCUAUUACAGAUGACAUUGAAGAGACGCAACUCUGAUGUCACUGUAUUUCCAUACCGGACAGAGUAUAGAAGUUGGGACAAUGUUGGGAAAGGUGCUCGAUUUGCGUGGAGUGUGGCUGAAGUUCAGCCAGCAGAAGAGUAUGACAAUUUUAUAAAAGACAAGAGAAGAGUGCAGCAGAAAUUCGUUUACCAACAAGCCAAACAAAAGAAACGCCAAGUGCAACCGGAAGUCCAACAGCCAGAUUUAGAAGAGCCAGAGUUAGUAGCAGAGCCAGAGGAAGCAGAGCCAGAGGUAGUAGAGCCAGAGGUAGUAGAAGAGCCAGAGGCAGUAGAAGAGCCAGAGGUAGAAGAGCCAGAGGUAGUAGAAGAGCCAGAGGUAGUAGAGCCAGAGGUAGUAGAAGAGCCAGAGGUAGUAGAGCCAGAGAUAGUAGAAGAGCCAGAGGUAGUAGAGCCAGAGGUAGUAGAAGAGCCAGAGGUAGAAAAACAGACAGAAGAACCAGAACAGUUACAACAACAGCCAGAUGUGGAACAACAGCCAAUUAACCACCAAAGGAUUCAGAUUUCUGAUUAUGUGGAAGUUGCCUUGGAAGACCCAAAAAGAAAGACUGCCAAGAACUUUUAUGGGAUGAUAAUUGGGACAGAUCCACUGGAAAUUAAAUUUAUGAAAAAUACAUCAAAGAAGAACGUCAAAGUUUGGCCACAAGUGGAAGAUAUUAGUGUAUUAGAAACCUGCCAACUUGUUAGACAUUUAGGUGUACCAACACUUGACCAUAGACUUCGUUAUGUGUUUAUGGACUAACCACUAUAUAGCUAUGUCAAGAAAUGUCUGCCAGUGUUCUUAUAAAAAAUGACCAAAUUGCGUCAGUUUAGAUAUGAUUUUUUUUUCUGGUAGGCAAAGAUGAAAUGGUACUAUAGGUUAGAACUCUGUCCCUCCUUCAGUAUGGCAAAUCAGUUUCUUUCAUGCUUGAAGAUAUUGAUUAAAUAUAUAUAUGACAAAUUUAUAUAUUCGAGUUUUGGUCUAGUUCCAACCUUUAUAAUAGUCAAGUUUCAAGAUGGAUUGAUAUUUGGUACAUAGUUUUACCACAACACUACAUUUCUUGUUCAAAUUCCUCUUGUAUGAUGUUUUUUUACUGAUUUAUAGUCAUAGAGAAAUGUCAUACUAGUGAUAAGUUCAGUUCGCCACUCUUUUUGUCUUGAUGGAAGCUAUUGAGUUGAUAUUGUUAUUAAGUUUUAACACGACUAAGGUCUAGAGCAUAGGGUACUGUAUUUGCAUGCAACAGCUCAAAAUACUCAAGCCAAUACUAUCCCUGCAGGUUGUGUCCACUCUUGUUAAAAUGAAGUGCAUAGAAUGGUUGUGAUAUAGUUAUAUUGAAAUGAAGCUGGCAAGACAGAUAAACAUUAAUUGAAUACUUGUAGAUAUUUUUGAUUUGUACAUAAAAGUUUUUGUGAUAUGCAAAUAGUUGAUUACCACUAUAUACUUAUUUAUUGUAAAUGUCUGUUCUCUCAUUUCAUAGUUUCGUAUUGUGUCGUUAUUUCACUUGAUAGAUAUUUAUUUGGUUUGUUGAUUCAAUUCAUAGAAAUUUAUUAUGUAUUUUCUUACAGACGAUAAAUAAAUAAAUUAUUUUAUAACAUAA
Molecule: messenger RNA, 2987 nt
Organism: Mytilus californianus (California mussel)
Lineage: Eukaryota; Metazoa; Mollusca; Bivalvia; Mytilida; Mytilidae
Exons: 11
Coding region: 332-2152 (606 amino acids)
Source: RefSeq, a predicted model, not a curated record